AUGAAUUCUAAUUUCCCAAUCAAGGUGUUACCAUAUCCACGAAAUCAACAUUUCUUUGGCCGGGCUGCGGAGCUGCAGCAGUUGUCAGAUUUGCUUGACCAUUCUAAUACGGCUUCAACAAGCCGAGAACCGCGUACAGUUCUGCUAAGGGGUAUGGGAGGGGUUGGAAAGACCCAGGUGGCUUUAGAAUACGCUAAUAUCACAACUCAUUACGAUGCUAUCUUCUGGCUGCGUUGCGAGACAAUGGUAGCACUGGAAGAGUCUUGUAGGCAAGUUGUGCAAGAACUGGGUUUAGCAACAGACCCAGAGUCAAGUGUUCAAAAGACGACUCUGCUCAAGAGAUGGCUCGCAAACACAGACCGGCAAUGUCUCCUUAUUUUGGAUGACCUAGACGAACCUGAGAGAACAUUCUUGGAAAUAUUUCCAUUGAAGCUCAACAAUGGAUCCGUUAUUGCAACAUCACGUCGGAAUGACGGCUUAGACUUCCAAUUCGCUUCGACAUUGGAAGUCUUACCUUUCGAACCAGAAGAAGGAUCCAAGUUUCUUCUUCAUCUUCUUAAUCGCAACAACAGUCUUAGCAACGAAGCCACUAAUGCUCAAGCCGACGCAUCAUUGAAUUUAUCAGAGAGACUCGGGGGUCUUCCGCUAGCUAUAGCUCAAAUGGGAAUUAUGAUAAGGCAGCGUAAGAUGAGCGUCACGAGUUUCCUCUCUUUUUAUGAAAAGUACCAUGAAAAGAUUGAUAGGAAGCAAGGGAGACUUACGAGUACCCAGUACUCAUACAAUCUAGGUUCCGUGUGGCUUCUCAGUUUCAAGACUUUGAGCCACGGUUCAUAUCGGUUGCUGGGGAUUAUAAGUCAUCUUGCUCCUGACUCGAUUCCAGCUGCCUUGCUCUGCGAAGACACAUCAAAAGUCUUCGAGUUCGACGACGCAAUUUUCGAGUUGGUGGCGGGUUCCCUCAUUCGAAAGCAUUCCAAACAUUCCGAAAUGGAUAUAUUUUCUGUCCACCGACUUGUGCAGCAAGCAUUUCGAGAUUAUCUUUCAGAACAAGAGAGAUCAGUUGCUUUUGAUGACACAACUAAAUUAAUUUUCAACGCCAUCCAGGACAAAUAUUUUGGCAACGCGACUCCAAGUGAAGAAACGUUUAAAAUCCUGCGACCGCAUAUCGACCACUUGAAAGCCCUUCCGGAGGCACAAACCUCCGUGACUUUUGAUUCUCUACUGUCUUACACCAAUAAACUUGAAGCUUACUCGCCCGAUGACAAUCAAUCAACCUCAUCUACUGACAGUAUACAGGAUGGAGCGUUUUCUAAUCUUGAUUCGAUUUCUUCUCGGUCUUCCGUUCUCGCCGAAGAGAGAUCAUCUGCGAUAUCCCUGUUGGUUGAGAUUUUCCGAAAGGACAUUGAUCUCGUUGCGUCUUGCAGUCGUUUGCUUUCCAAUGCAAACGAGGAUAAGUUUCAUCGAGAAUUCGGUGAUCUUCUAACCUUAUUCAGCAAAGACCUACUUGCAGAUCCAGUCUGUAAGAUAAAACCUCAUUCUGCUAAUUGGAUAGAGUCACGAAGAUACCUCAUUUCCCAGAACUUGGUUACAUACUUGAAACCACCAAGCGGUAAUUCUCUGACCACUUUACCACCAUGUCAAGAAAAGAGUAGUCUCGUCAUAGAGCGGUACCUAGAGCAACUUGAUCCGGUGGUUGAAUCUGAUGAACCUCCAGUUUCCUUACCUACAACGGAGAAUGCAACUUUCUACCACUCAGAUGACAUUUGGCAUGCAGGAGACGACGAUGAUCAUGAUUUCGAGGAGUGGACUGAGCAUCUUAAAACUUUGGUUUCCAAAUCCUCUGCCUUUGAAAAGCUGAAAACAAACCUGAGCAGAAUGAGCAAGCCCUAUAGAUGCAACAUGAGUGGUUGUGGGAAAAAUGUCGGUUUUUCGACGAUGAGUGAGCUGGCACACCAUAAGGGUUCAAAGCACAAAACACUCUCUGGACUAUCAAGAAUAGGUAAUAUUGACGAUAAGUUGCGGAUCGUCAUUGGUUUCGUCCACUUUUGGACUGCUUACUUGAGGUCGAUUUUCCGCACAAGUCUCAUGGCUACGAUCCAAAGCAGGGAGGAGCCAUGCCCAGCAAACAUGGUGCGAGGCCAGUGGAUAUGCGCUUGCGGGUACGGCAUCGUCGACGACUUUUACGAGAGCGUUCCUGGGAGUGUCGCCAGUGCGAUGCGUGAACUCAGCGCAAACCGAAACUCCGAAUCUUAUGCUACUAACGCAGUACCGAGCAUAAUUACUCGAGAAGCACUUUCUUCGUUGUACGACAGAAUAGGCGUUCUUGCUACCUUUGUUUUGAAAAUCACGACCCGGCUUAGGAGAAAGAUUGGUCUGUCUGGCAGAAAGGAUCGAGUAGAUUCCAGUGAUGCCCAUGAACUAGGCGAGCUGCCUACCGCUAAUUCACUAACUCCCCGCUUCCUACUUUUGUGUAUUACUACGUGGAGAGGAUACGACUUCACACAGAUGGUACCCGUUGAUCUCAAUGUGGCUAGCGAUGAAAUUUUAUUUUGUGAAUUAAAGAAGGCGUAUCAUCGCCGAGCGGGAACAUUGAAAAGGUUACUUUCCUUAUUCUGUAUCCAGGAUAUACGAUUCGUUCGAUUCAUAAUCACUCGAAAUAAGCUAGUGGACAUCGACCUCCAUUCUCGCGUAGAAGGGCGAAUCUUGGAAACAAUACCGCCUGUGAACCAUGGCGAUUACUCUUACGAUCCAAAACCGAUCCGUCAUGAGCCUCCAGUCGGCCACAGGACGAUGAUGCACCGUUACUGUUGUCCAAAGGCUUGUGAUCUCAGUCACUGUCUUAAGCGUUUCCCCGGUUAUUGUCAAGAGCAAGUUCGAAUCCAAGACGAUGCCGAUGAUGAAAUAGCUUGGGGUAUUGAGCUCGUAGAGGGGGCAGAUUUGGCUUAUGCUUGGGUUUUCAUGCUUCUGAUCAUGGGUUCUAGUAUUACAUUUGGUAUUGGGUGGGCUGUGGUCAGAAAGGAUCUUUCUGGCGGUUUUGCUGUUAGUGCAGUUUUGCUGGCGACAUUUACUUGCUUGUUAGGGACUAUGCAAGCAACAUUAAGGACUCUGUAG
Molecule: messenger RNA, 3108 nt
Organism: Glarea lozoyensis ATCC 20868
Lineage: Eukaryota; Fungi; Ascomycota; Leotiomycetes; Helotiales; Helotiaceae
Product: P-loop containing nucleoside triphosphate hydrolase
Exons: 5
Coding region: 1-3108 (1035 amino acids)
Molecular function (GO): ADP binding
Source: RefSeq, a predicted model, not a curated record